Moneuplotes crassus is the source of this 3035-nucleotide messenger RNA. The record is from the annotation of a GenBank genome assembly. Lineage: Eukaryota; Ciliophora; Spirotrichea; Euplotida; Euplotidae.
CAAUAUUUCACUCAAAUAAAUCUCACUAUGGGAAGCAGUUGUCAAUCAUGUAGGACGUACAGAGCCACUACUCAUUCUACAGAAGAGGCUAAGGGUGCCCGUAAGACUAAAAAUAAGCAUCUUAAAAGGAUUGGUAAUACCAAUACUGCAGGCAACAACAACAUCACUAAAGAAGAAUCCAAAUAAAUAUAAAGAAAAAGAUGCUAACGCCCGGAGGCCUCAGCAACACACUGGCUUAAUGCAACCGGAUGAUAAAAAAGUAGAAGAAGCCAAUCAAGCAGAAAAUGAACAGCGUAGUGUGAGAAGCAGUAAAGAAGAAGUCAAAGAAGAGAGAAAGAGGGUCCUUACUACAGAAGAACCUUCUGUAUUAGAAUUAAAAGCAUUAUCCCCAUUGGAUAAAGAUCAUGCAGAUGAGAAAGAAUCUUUCUUACUUAAAGAAGCCUUCAGUCGACACUUCCUUCUUAAGAAUAUUUCUCUCAACGCUAUCGAUUCCAUUCUCAAAGAAAUGGAUUACUUCAAGCUUGAGCCCAACACGGUGCUCUUCGACCAAGGUGACACUGGCAUGCACUUGUUCAUCUUGACGAAAGGACUAUUGGAAGCCAAAGUCAAUGGAGAGACUGUCAGCCUGGUGUCAGAAGGGAACGCUUUUGGAGAGAUUGCACUGAUUUAUUCAUGCAAAAGAACAGCUCAAAUCAAGAGCAAAGAUCAUGAAUGACAUUUGUGGACCAUCCAUAGAAAUAAUUUCAGAGAAAUAAUGAAAGGGAUAUCAAGUCAGACAACUUUUAUUAGAUCUAAUGCAGUAAAAGAACUAAGAGUUUUCUCUUUCAUUGAACUGGAGGUUAGGCAAAAGCUAAGUGAACAUAUAAUUCCGAUGAAAUUUAAUAAGGGAGAUGUGAUCAUCCGUAAAGGAAUCAAAGAAACUAUCUACAUCAUUACUCAGGGUAAAGUGAUCAAGCAAUCAUCAAAUAAUUCCAAAGUCCCUCUUAAUAAAGAAUUUAAGAAGGGCAGGAUUUUAGGAUUCUCGACAAUGCUGAAUGAGACCUCACUUCACGAUACUUUCAUAUGCGACACUGAUGUGGAGUGCUUCAAUAUUUCUGGAGACACCAUCAGAACUGUAUUUGGCAGAGAUAAGUUCAGCAGUACAAUAAUAAGGCUCUUCCUUGAAGAUGUGCUUGAAGAGAAAAGAAUUUCAUCAAACAAUAAUUCUGGAUCAAGCUCUUAUUAUGAUGAGGAUGCUAAAUAAUGAAGAGGACAAAGCACCUGAAAGCAGUGAAGAUGAUAGCUCUGGCUUAAGUAGUUGUGCUUAUUUCCUUGAGAGACUCACUAAUGAAGAGCUUAAUAAUCUUAGCACCUUACUUAAAAUCAAGAGCUAUGAAGAAGGUGAUGUUGUAUUUGACUCAAGUGAUAAAAAGAAAUCUAAUAACUUAGUAAUCGUUCUUUCUGGAGCAAUAAAGUGUCAGACAAAUGGGAGAAUUGUUAAAGACUACGAACUUAUAUUCAAGGAUAAGACUCACCUCGCACUCUUCGAUGAAGAUGUUGUUGCUGAGAACUACACCAUAACCGCUGAAAUUUCUUCAAAAGACAUUAAGGAGCACUUCAAUUCAGAAAUUUCUGAGAUAAUUGAUAGAAGCCAGAAGAUCAAAAUUAUAAAAAGCAUUUACUUAUUCUCGCUGUUCUCUGAGUCUCAACUGUUAAAAAUCUUGUCCCAGUGCUCGAUCCGAGAGUACUCUGUUACUGAACCCAUCAUCCAGGAAGGAGAAAAUGGAAACUCUCUGUACAUGAUCGCCAAGGGCGAAGUUGAAAUUAAAAAAGGGUCCAAGUUCAUCAGGACACUAGGAAAAUAUGAAUAUUUUGGUGAGAGAUCUCUCUUGUUUAGCGAAGUCAGGUCGGCCUCGGUGUUUGCAACCAAGAAAGUGGAAGCACUUGAACUGAACAAGAAGUCAUUCCUGAGUGUGAUAGACUCGAACAUUAGGAACUAUUUAGAGUAUAGAAUAAUGCUGCAAGACUCGACUCUUAGCCUCUCUGAUCUUGUUGUAAUAAAUAAACUAGGAUACGGAAAUUUCGGAAGUGUCUGGAAAGUUAUGAGUAAGAACCAUAAAACUUUAUAUGCACUCAAGAUGGUCUCUAAAUCGAAGAUUAAAGAGUACGACAUAGAGCAAAAUAUCAAAGAUGAAAGGAAAAUCCUAGCCAGAAUUGACCACCCAUUUAUCAUGAAGCUAGUGAAAUUUUAUGAUGAAGAACAUAAAAUUUUCUUCCUCACUGAACUGGUCAAAGGAGAUGACUUAUUCAAUGCCUUGAACUAUUUGAAUAUACUUGACAAGUCUCAAGGCAUGUUCUACUUUGCCUCUCUGCUGUUGAUCAUCGAGUACCUGCACUUAAGGAACAUUCUGUACAGAGAUUUCAAGCCCGAGAAUAUCAUGAUUGAUGAAACAGGUUACCUCAAGCUGAUUGACUUUGGAGCUGCCAAGAUCAUCAAAGACAGAACGUACACGAUCAUUGGAACUCCGAGUUAUACAGCUCCUGAAGUGUAUGUGGGAGAAGGCUACUCGUACUCAUCUGAUUACUGGAGUCUUGGAGUGUGUUUGUACGAGUUCCUUUGAGGAGACCUUCCGUUUGGUGGAGACAACGACAUGCCUGAUCCCCUAGAAGUGUACAAGACAAUCCUGACUGGCCAACUAGAAUUUCCAUCAUUUUACAAAGAUGAGAAUGGCAAAGACUUGAUGAGACAGAUGCUUCAUAAAGACCUCAAGAACCGCCUGGUUACCAUUGAGGACAUCAAGAGCCACCCUUACUGUGCAGAUUACAAAUUCGAUGACUUGAUUAUGAGGAAAAUCAAGGCUCCAUAUGAACCUGGAGUUGACACCGAAGUUCUGGAUCCGAAAAAGUACCAGACAUUUGACGAACUAUUCAGAAAGGACUCUAGAGCAAUGAGGAUGAGUUUCACCAACGAAAAUGGAAUAGAAGCAAUCCAAGAUAUGUCUGAAUCAUAAUCCAAAUUCCUAACUAAAGCUUUCUAUCCCAUAAGUCCGUACAUU